Pocillopora meandrina is the source of this 534-nucleotide messenger RNA. The record is from the annotation of a GenBank genome assembly. NCBI's taxonomy places the organism in Eukaryota, Metazoa, Cnidaria, Anthozoa, Scleractinia, Pocilloporidae.
AUGCUUCCAGAAUUUGAGUUGAUGAUUGAUGAUAGUCUAGGGUUUACAAUUUCUGUCUAUGGAUGGCUCCUUUCAGAAGACCAUGAGAUACAUACUACAAACUUAAGAUCUGUUUGUAAUAUUACAGUGUCUGAACUUUUAAGAAAUAUCAACAGCUUACAUAUCUGCCCUGGUGUGGAACUAUUUGAAUUAUCCAGAAAUAUAGUCCAUCAUUUAAUUCCAAAGUCUAUUGAUCCAUUGUUCAUUGACAAUGAUGGUGAUGUCAAUUCAUUUCCGCAUAAAGAAUAUUGGAGAACUCAUAGUUGUACGGUUUUGUUUGAACAUGGUGAACAGUGUUCAAGUUGUUACCAGUAUUCACAUAGAUCUGAACUCAUUCACAAGGCUAAAGAGAAACUGAAUGAGCCCGCACAUUUAUUUUCACCAGUAUCACAGACAGCACCACAACGAAUCAAACUCACAUUACAGAUGCAGUGGCUCAAAUGUGCUGAACUCUUAGGAAGAGGAAGCCAUUUCUUGCACCUUACUCAUCUGUGA